AGGGGAGGGACGCUGGGACAGGUGGAGCUGCUCAGUGUGGCUGGAGCAGGAGCGCAUGACGGACACGUUUGCGGUGCCGGGCCGGUGGAUUUGUCAGCUGACGGGGAAGGAUGUUCUGGUCGGAGCAGCUGUCCGUGACACUGUGGAUUUUCUCUUUUCCUUGAAGCCGAGGCCUGAUUCUGAGAGGGCGCAGAGAGGACUGUCAUGGCACUGACGGCGUUCUGGAGCUUGCUGGGGCAGAAGGGCCAGAGCAAGCAGCCCGCUUCGGUGCCUCUGCACCAGGAAGACGAUGACUCGGAGGAUGACCAGGAUGCCCCGAGAGGAAGACAUGAGCUGAACCGGAGGAACUCGCGGUUCUACAAGUCCAUGAGGAAGAAGAAAGAGGAGAUGCAGGCCCGUAAUAACGCUGCAAAGCAAAGCCCAUCUCAGUCGCCCCGGCGAUUCCGGGAUGUCACUCCCAGCAAAACAAAACCCUCCCCAGCCCCCGCUGUGCCUACGUAUCAUGUGCACAAAAUAUCUAGGACCCCAAAUCCAUGCAGUCCGUCCUCGCCCGCCCAAUCUGGAACUGCGUUGCCAAGCAACGGGGAGUCCAGGAGCCCGCGCGCAUCAGAGAACGGAGCCGCACCCCCCUCGGCGCCGGAACUGAGGGGGGGGCCGGGGGGGGCGGUCUCAGCGCCGAGCAACGGGAGGUACGGACCCUCGAGUCGCGGAGGACACUCCAGGACGACGCGUCGCAGCGAAGAGAUGAACAGCCUCGCGGACCGCAUGUCUUCCUGGUCUGCGAUGACCCCUGAACCCAGUGCCCCCUCAGAGCCCCCGGGCAGCCAGGGCGUGGCAGACCUGGACGGGAUAAACCUGAGACUGAACAACGGGGAAAGCGCACAGAAGCCGGACAGAGGAGAAACGCGCUCCCGCAGCAUCAAGAUCGUCCGGAACGUGGCGUUCCUGUAUCAGGAGUACAGGGACACCUCCAAGCAGCAGGAGAUCCAGCAGAGGAGGCAGCAGGAUGGCAUGCAGGGGGGCUUCGGGGCCGGGGCCGGGGGAGGGGGCCCGGCUCUGCCCACCCUGCAGCUGCAGCUGAGGAGUGCGGCGCAGUCGCUGUGGCAGAACCUGGACGUGGUGCGCGAGAGCGGCCUGCUCUCCAGGCUCUCCCAGAGAGAGAUCAUCAUGCAGGAGGCCAUGUUUGAACUGGUGACCUCAGAAGCAUCCUACUACAAGAGUCUGGAGCUGCUGGAGACUCACUUCCUGAAGAACCCUGUCCUGGCAAACACCCUGAACCAGUCUGACAUGCAUUUCAUCUUCUCCAACAUCAAGGACAUCAUGAAAGCCAGUGAAAAGUUUCUCAUGGACCUGGAGAACAGAGUGGAGCAGUCCAUCCAGCUCUCCGAUGUCUGUGACAUCGUCCACGACCACGCCCUCAAUCACUUCCACGUCUUCAUCAAAUACGUCAUCAAUCAAGCGUACCAGGAGAAGAACUACAGGCGAAUAUUACAGGAAAACACAGCUUUCCGUGAGACAAUCGGCCAGCUGGAGAACCAGCCCAGGGUGCGAGGCCUAUCCUUCCCCUCCUUCCUCAUCCUCCCCUUCCAGAGGAUCAUCCGUCUCAAGCUGCUGGUGCAGAAUAUCCUGAAGAAGGCAGAGGAGAACUCUGAGCGGGAGACCAAUGCUAUCAAGGCUCACCAUGAACUGGAGAAGAUCGUGAAAGAGUGUAACGAGGGGGUCAGGAAGAUGUGUCGUACAGAGGAGCUGAUCGGAAUCGAGAAGACGCUCGAGUUCAAAAGCAAGUCAGUGCCGGUCAUCUCCCACUCCCGCUGGCUGCUGAAGAAGGGUGAGCUGCAGAACAUGUCCGGGCCCAAGAGCACCAGAACCAUGCGGACCCACAAGCUCUACCAGCCCGUCUACCUCUUCCUGUUCAACAACCUGCUGCUGGUCACCAAGAAGAGUGGGGAGAAGUUCCAGGUGUUGGACUCCUGCCCCCGGGCGAUGCUCCGGACAGAGGACCUGGAUGACCAGGGCAAGUCGCUGGCCAACGUCUUCAGCCUGAAGAUUCUGGAGAACCAGGACGAUCGGCCUGUGACCUACAUGUUGAAGACCUCCAGCAUGAGUGACAAGCUGCGCUGGAUCUGUGCCCUCACGCCAAACCGCCGCGCACGUUUCAACAGCGCCCCCCAGCCAGACUGCCCCCAGGUGCAGUGUGUGCAGUCGUACUCCUCUCAGGAACACGAUGAGCUCUCCAUCGAGAUGGCGGACAUCCUCAACGUGUUGGAGAAGACGGACGACGGCUGGAUGAUGGGGGAGCGGCUUCAUGACGAGGAAAAGGGCUGGUUCCCCUGCAGGGUGGUGGAGGAGAUCAAGAACGAGGAGCUCCGGGCCCAGAACCUCCGAGAGUGCCAGCGGAUCCACCAGGUCCAGGGAGGAGGACCGGGGGCCAUCGCGGCAGGGUCCCGGGCCAGAAACACUGCCAGAGUCGCCACCCGGUCCCGGACGAGCCAGUUUCACGAGGACUAGAGCCUGGAGCUGAAAUCACCCGCCAGUCUCAACUUCCCCUGGGGAGUGAUCACGAAGGCCAACGCAAGGACGGUAGAGAAGGAUGUGACCUUCUACUGGAAGGAGGAACAAUGCUAAUAUUCCACUCUACUAGUUUCUCCAGAUGUACCAAUGUCAAAUGACUUCCUUUCAAGUUGGAACGCCAAAGUUUGGUUACAUGGUUGUUAUUGGAUUGGAGUUAUUGAAUGAGAAGCCAUCCUGCUCCAACUCCAAAGCCGAGAAUGCAUUGCCCCCACAACGAACUUUGAUCUUUAGCACUGACGGUUUACUAGGUUUUAUAAUGACUUCAUGCAAAGACUGAAUGAGAAGAUAGGUAUGCACCAAUCAAAGGUGAGACGGAAAGAGCAAGAGAACAUGUUUUGAGGAAGAAGAGUUAUGAACAUCUCAGCCAUUUGUACAGAUAUGUCAAACUGCACUGCAGAAUUCUUUAAUUACUAUACAAGCUUAAACGUGUCAAGUAAAUUUAGAAAAUUACACCAAAUGUAUUUCACAAACAAACAUCUAUUAUUCAAUGGAGUGAUUUUUUUUUCAUUGUAUCCAUAAAAGAAAAAUGAAAGGAAUUCAUGAAAUAAUGCAGAGUAGAAGAAUACAGAAGAGCCCAAGAGAUUUGCACACACAAUGAACCAUGCAUCCAGAUGCAAGAUCCCCUGACAGCACUAGGAUAAAUUUUACACAACUGGCUAUGAUAAUCCUGCACUAGUCUGAUGACGCCUUUUGGAACAUCAGGAUACAAUGUACCAUAAUUGUUGCUGUAUUCUGCAUGUAGUAUGUGAAUGUAAGCACAUGUGAGAAUGUAUAUAUAUAUACAGUAUGGUAUAUACACAAUGCCAAUGCCUGGAAAAUAAUUACAAAAAUCGUUAUGUCAUUGUAAGAAGUAAUUUAUUGUUAAUAAAAAAAAAACUAAUUUGAAA
Messenger RNA from Conger conger (European conger), 3458 nucleotides. It is a transcript of the gene ngef, whose product is annotated as neuronal guanine nucleotide exchange factor. NCBI's taxonomy places the organism in Eukaryota, Metazoa, Chordata, Actinopteri, Anguilliformes, Congridae. The transcript is spliced from 15 exons. The record is from RefSeq and is a predicted model, not a curated record. Gene Ontology annotation, molecular function: guanyl-nucleotide exchange factor activity; protein binding. Gene Ontology annotation, biological process: activation of GTPase activity. The coding region runs from base 205 to 2508 and encodes 767 amino acids.